GCGGCCAUGGGGAAGGAUUAUUACCGCACGCUGGGGCUGUCCCGGGGGGCUUCCCCCGCCGACAUCCGCCGCGCGUACCGGCGGCAGGCGCUGCGCUGCCACCCCGACAAGGACCGCUCCCCCGGAGCCGAGCAGCGCUUCAAGGAGGUGGCCGAGGCCUACGAUGUGCUCAGCGACCCCAAAAAACGGGAGAUCUUCGACAAGUACGGGGAGGAGGGGCUGAAAGGGGGAGCCCCCACCCCCGGCCCGGGGGGCUCCAACGGCCCCACCUUCACCUACACCUUCCGCGGCGACCCUCACGCCAUGUUCGCCGAGUUCUUCGACGGCCGCAACCCCUUCGACACCUUCUUCGUGCAGCGCAACGGCGACGAUGAGGACGGCGACGAAGCCUUCAACACCUUCCACGUCGGGGGCUUCGGCAGCGUCAGCUUCCCGCGGGGUCGGGGGCCCGAGGGGCGCAGGCAGGACCCCCCCGUGCUGUACGAGCUGCGCGUGUCGCUGGAGGAAAUCUACAGCGGCUGCACCAAGAAGAUGAAGAUCUCCCACAAGCGCCUGGGCCCCGACGGGAAGACGGUGAGGAACGAGGACAAGAUCCUGACCAUCGAGGUGAAGCGCGGAUGGAAGGAAGGAACCAAGAUCACCUUCCCCAAGGAGGGCGACCAGACCCCCAACAACAUCCCGGCCGACGUGGUGUUCGUGCUCAAGGACAAGCCCCACGACGUGUUCCGCCGCGAGGGCUCCGACAUCGUCUACCCGGCCAGGAUCAGCCUCCGUGAGGCUCUGUGUGGCUGCACGGUGACUGUCCCCACCCUGGAUGGCCGCUCCAUCCCCAUGGUUUUCCAGGACGUGCUCAAGCCGGGGGUCAAGCGCCGCGUGCCGGGGGAGGGGCUGCCCUUCCCCCGCUGUCCCGAGCAGCGCGGUGACCUCGUCAUCGAGUUCGAGGUCAAGUUCCCCGACAGGAUCCCCCCGGCUUCCAAAACCCUCCUGGAGCAGAUCCUGCCCCUCUAGGACACCCCAAGAAAUCCCCAAAAU
Molecule: messenger RNA, 1032 nt
Organism: Cinclus cinclus
Lineage: Eukaryota; Metazoa; Chordata; Aves; Passeriformes; Cinclidae
Gene: DNAJB1
Product: DnaJ heat shock protein family (Hsp40) member B1
Exons: 3
Coding region: 7-1008 (333 amino acids)
Cellular component (GO): cytosol
Molecular function (GO): Hsp70 protein binding; transcription corepressor activity
Source: RefSeq, a predicted model, not a curated record